Molecule: messenger RNA, 2878 nt
Organism: Pungitius pungitius (ninespine stickleback)
Lineage: Eukaryota; Metazoa; Chordata; Actinopteri; Perciformes; Gasterosteidae
Gene: dbt
Product: dihydrolipoamide branched chain transacylase E2
Exons: 11
Coding region: 71-1549 (492 amino acids)
Cellular component (GO): cytoplasm; mitochondrion
Molecular function (GO): lipoic acid binding; acetyltransferase activity
Source: RefSeq, a predicted model, not a curated record
AACAAGACAUCGGGCGGUGAUUGGCUGCUGGGAGGGGCGUGCAGUUGUGACGUUAGGGGAUCCAGUAAAGAUGGCGGCGGUGACUAGAGGCUCCUUCACUGUCUUUAGACAGCUGCUGACUCAUCAUUACCGUCGGCGAUGUUUCCGGCCGCUGAGCUUCAGGCCCGACCGAACGCUUCAGCCUCCGAGCUUCAGAUAUGAAACGGACCUCAAGAUUUUCAGCGGCAGGACGCUGCACUCCUCCGCCGUGAGUCGACGACCAAUCGUCUCAUUCAAACUGUCCGACAUCGGAGAGGGAAUCAUGGAGGUGACUGUGAAAGAGUGGUAUGUGAAGGAGGGGGACAAGGUGUCUCAGUUUGACAGUAUCUGUGAAGUUCAGAGCGACAAGGCGUCCGUCACCAUCACCAGCCGCUACGAUGGAGUCAUCAAGAAACUCUACUACGAAGUGGACGGCACCGCUCUGGUGGGAAAACCCCUUGUGGACAUCGAGACUGAGUCCAGCUCGGAGGUCAUCCAGGAGGAGGACGUGGUGGAGACGCCCGCCAUGGCUCGAGAGGAACACACCCACCAGGAGAUCAAGGGUCUCAAGACUCAGGCCACGCCCGCCGUCAGGCGUCUCGCCAUAGAGAACAAUAUUAAGCUCAGUGAGGUGGUGGGGACGGGAAGAGACGGACGUAUCCUGAAGGAGGACAUCCUGAGCUUCCUGGCGAAGCAGACCGGCGCCAUCAUCCCUCCGACCCUGUUCCAGGAGAUCCAGCCUCCGGCUCCACCUGCUGCUGCCAGGCCCGUGAGCACUCCGGCAGCCAUCAAAGCUCCACCCAUUACGCCCAAACCUGUCUUCACCGGGAAGGACGUCACCGAGCCCCUCAAAGGUUUCCACAGAGCGAUGGUGAAGACCAUGACGGCGGCGCUGAAGAUCCCCCACUUUGGUUACUGCGACGAGUUGGACCUGAGCCGCCUGGUGUCUCUGAGAGCCGAGCUCCGACCCAUCGCUGAAGGUCGCGGGGUCAAACUGAGCUACAUGCCCUUCUUUAUCAAGGCGGCCUCCCUCGGACUCCUCCACUUUCCCAUCCUGAACUCCUCAUUGGACGAGGGCUGCCAGAACAUCACAUACAAGGCGUCUCAUAACAUCGGCCUGGCGAUGGACACCGCCAACGGUCUGCUGGUUCCCAACGUGAAGAACGUCCAGCUGCUGAGUGUGUUCGACAUCGCUCAGGAGCUGAACCGCCUGCAGGCGCUCGGAACCGCCGGGCAGCUGGGAACCAACGAGCUGAGCGGAGGAACCUUCACCCUGUCCAACAUCGGAUCGAUCGGAGGGACGUACGCCAAACCGGUCAUUCUUCCUCCCGAAGUGGCCAUUGGAGCUCUGGGAAAAGUCCAGGUUCUCCCCCGGUUCGACGCCGGCGGUCAGGUGGUCCGAGCUCACAUCAUGAACGUCAGCUGGUCAGCGGACCAUCGCGUCAUUGACGGCGCCACCAUGUGUCGGUUCUCCAACCUGUGGAAGGAGUACCUGGAGAACCCGGCCAGCAUGGUGCUGGACCUCAAAUAGAGCGGAGAGGAAUAUUUCCCAUCAGCCCCGGGGAGACCUUCCCUUCUCCUCCCGCCGCCUUGGCUUCGUCUUCCUGUUGCAGGCCUUCCCGUUCACUCGCUGCGGUUUUAUUUGUUGCCUUUUGAGCGAGGCAGCGGGAGACGGAGGAGGGGUUAGCCCUGUGUUGUUUCCAUGACGACCAAUAGCGCACACAUACACACACACACACACACUAACACACACACACACACACAGUGGAGGCUAUAGGUAGUUAGUCUGUUUCUAAUGUUCCAGGAAAUCAAUUACAAAUCAUGACCAAUUCUAACGGACGUUACUGAAACCAGUUGACGUGCUGGGAGGGAGAACUGGUGUGGAGGGGCCCUGCGGUGUGUCACCGUCACAGGUUGCUCAUCAUUGACCCAGAUUCAAGUGUUGUCACCUAAACAUUUGACGUCUUCUGAAGCUGGUCUGAGAUCAGUUCAAGUGAAACAUUGAAAACAGCAGGAUGCUCCUCUUUAAGAACUUGGAAGCUCGCCGUGUUGGUGGCGUAAAGUUCUCAGUAGAACCGGGCUCCUGUUCCUCAAACAUCAGAGUCCAAUUACCUGAAACUGCUGCUGACGUUCUGUAUUUUUAAACCCUAUUUAUCCACUGUGUGAUCUCCUGGUUUAAAGGUGUCUCUGUAUGCAAAUGAGGUGGGCGGAGCAUCACAGGUUGCUGUCCGUCAGGUUGAGGGUCAUGUGACUAAACUGUUUUAUUUAUCAACAGGACCAAAUAUGAUUCUCGUCUCUGAGGUUUUUGAUGAACAUACGGUCAAACUAUUAAAUGACGAAAUUAUUCUGGUGUUGAUCGUUUCAUUUGAUCAGAAAUCAGCUUGUCAAUCAAAUGAUUAAAAGGUAUAAAUCAACAUGUAAUUCAUCUGGUUCUGGUUCAACCUCCCCGCCCCCCCUCCAGAAUCAGAACUGGUUUCAUAUUACGAUCUGUGUACCAGAUCAGAACCAGUUUGUCACCCUACUGGGUCCUAACCAGUGUCUCUCCCUGAUCUAUCUGAAUGGAUCAGAACCAGCUCCGCGGGUCCUUUGUGUCGUGUGUAAACAAGUCCACCUUUAGACCUGGUUGUGGUCCAACAUGUCUCUUCAUUUGGAGAACUGUUACAGAACCUGUGAAUAUCUCUGGUGUUGGUUUUUUUCUUCUCGUUUUUUUUCUUCUCUGUUUUGUUGUUUUAGUUUUUAGCGACGAACUAAAUGUAAAACUGUAAAAACAAAACAAAAAAGGUGUCGUUUUUUUCUAUUUUUAGGAAUGUUUGAAUCUGGUGAAAAACUUUGAAUAAAGUUGAAGUGCACAAAACUUAAA